CGGUUCCAGACUUCUAAACAGUGUGGCGUGAGAAUCUCUCAAGUUAAUUUUUGUGUUUUGCUCCGAGCUUUUACGGUAAUAAUCAUGCUGAAGGACGCCAAAUCGAACCUGCCCUGGGUGGAGAAGUAUCGCCCGGCCACGCUCGACGAUCUAAUCUCGCACGAGGAAAUUAUCUCCACGAUCAACAAGUUCAUCAACGAGAACCAGCUGCCGCACCUGCUGUUCUACGGUCCGCCCGGAACGGGCAAAACCAGCACGAUUCUGGCCUGCGCCCGGCAGCUGUACAAACCGCAAACCUUCAACCAGAUGGUGCUGGAGUUGAACGCGUCGGACGACCGUGGCAUCAACAUUGUCCGCGGCCAGAUCCUGAACUUUGCCUCGACGCGGACGAUCUUCAGCGGGGGCUACAAGCUGAUCAUCCUGGACGAGGCGGACGCCAUGACGAACGACGCCCAGAACGCGCUCCGGCGGAUCAUCGAAAAGUACACGGACAACGUGCGGUUCUGCAUCAUCUGUAACUACCUGAGCAAGAUCAUUCCGGCGCUGCAGUCGCGUUGCACGCGGUUCCGCUUUGCGCCUCUGAACGCCGAGCAGAUUCUGCCCCGGCUGGAGCACGUGGUGGAGGCGGAGGGCAUCAAGGUGUCCGAGGACGGCAAGAAGGCGCUGAUGACGCUGGCCGGCGGCGACAUGCGCAAGGUGCUGAACGUGCUGCAGAGCACCUGGAUGGCGUACAAGGACGUGACCGAGGACAACGUGUACACGUGCGUGGGCCACCCGCUCAAGAGCGACAUCGCCAACAUCGUCAAGUGGCUGCUCAACACCGAGAGCUUCAAGGAGAUCUUCGAGAACAUCCAGGAGCUCAAAACAAACAAAGGGCUAGCGCUGGAGGACAUCCUCACGGAGAUCCACCUGUACGUGCACCGGAUGGAGUUGCCGCCGCGGGUCAUGUCGCUGCUGCUGAUCAAGAUGGCCGCCAUCGAGGAGCGGCUGGCCGCCGGGUGCGUUGAGAAGCCCCAGAUGGCGGCGUUGAUUGCCGCUUUCCAGAUUGCCCGCGAUCAGGUUAUCGUCGAGGGUUGAAGGGAAGGAGGAGGAGUUUUUGUAAGUUGUCUGGUCUGAUUUAUCCACAUUGUUUGAAUAAGUAUUCUAUUUCUAUUUAAA
Molecule: messenger RNA, 1158 nt
Organism: Culex pipiens pallens (northern house mosquito)
Lineage: Eukaryota; Metazoa; Arthropoda; Insecta; Diptera; Culicidae
Gene: RfC3
Product: replication factor C subunit 5
Exons: 3
Coding region: 85-1077 (330 amino acids)
Biological process (GO): DNA-templated DNA replication; DNA repair
Cellular component (GO): DNA replication factor C complex; nucleus
Molecular function (GO): DNA binding; ATP binding; DNA clamp loader activity
Source: RefSeq, a predicted model, not a curated record